Lycium ferocissimum is the source of this 635-nucleotide messenger RNA. Its product is annotated as protein SUPPRESSOR OF FRI 4-like. The transcript is spliced from 4 exons. NCBI's taxonomy places the organism in Eukaryota, Viridiplantae, Streptophyta, Magnoliopsida, Solanales, Solanaceae. Gene Ontology annotation, cellular component: nucleus. The coding region runs from base 1 to 372 and encodes 123 amino acids. The record is from RefSeq and is a predicted model, not a curated record.
AUGGCAGUCAUAUCAGUUAACUCUUUGUAUGGCUUCAUUGCCCCUCAAAACUUGGAAAAAGUCUUUAGUUGCUCUUUUUUCACAUUGCAUUUUUCCUUUUCAGCCCCAGCAUUAGUACAUUCACAUUCUUAUGCCUCUGGCCCUAAUACUGGUGAACCCGCAAUUGGACCGCCUCCAGUAAUUACAAACAAAGCUCCAGCAACAAAUGAGGUCUACUUGGUUUGGGAUGAUGAGGCUAUGUGCAUGGAGGAAAGACGAAUGUCCUUACCAAAGUAUCAGGUGCAUGAUGAGACUAGCCAGAUGAGCUCAAUAGAUGCAGCAAUAGACAGAAGAAUCUCAGAAAGCAGGCUUGCCGGCCGUAUGGCUAUCUAGACAUUAGGAACAUCUAGCGCUGUAUUUUUCCUCUGAUGCAGGGCUCUCACAACUUUAGGAAUAUAUAUGUCCAACUGAAACCAAGUUCUACUCAAAAUUUGUCUGCUCUUUUAAUGAAAUGUCAGUUUUGGAUGUAAAAAGCUCUAAUGUAAAAAACUUAUAAGAGCCAUUCUUUUUACCGUGUUCGACAAAGGAAGAUAGAAAGGGGAACAUAUAUGUUUUCUUGAAUUUUUACCAUUGUAUUGAUCACAUCCCAAAGUGGA